Ipomoea nil (Japanese morning glory) is the source of this 1260-nucleotide messenger RNA. Its product is annotated as myb-related protein 308-like. The record is from RefSeq and is a predicted model, not a curated record. The transcript is spliced from 2 exons. The coding region runs from base 164 to 1114 and encodes 316 amino acids. Lineage: Eukaryota; Viridiplantae; Streptophyta; Magnoliopsida; Solanales; Convolvulaceae.
UAAUGCUUCUCCAUUAGUCUGGUGGCUUGAAAAGCAGCACGACUUGUGCACAAACUUGUGGAGUUGUGAACUCCUAUUCCCUCCCUUAUAUACUUCUCACCCUCCUCUCUUAUUCAUUCUCCACCCAACCCAUCUUCAUUACUUUUCUCCCUCAGAUUCAGACAUGGGAAGAGCUCCUUGCUGCUCCAAAGAAGGGCUCAGAAAAGGGCCUUGGUCUGCCAAGGAGGAUUUGCUGCUCACUAAUCACAUUCAACACCAUGGAGAAGGCCAAUGGAGAUCUUUGCCCAAGAAAGCUGGGUUGCUUAGGUGUGGGAAGAGUUGCAGGCUGAGAUGGAUGAACUAUUUGAGGCCGGGGAUCAAACGGGGGAACUUCAGCCAGGAAGAGGAGGAUUUGAUCGUGCGGCUACAUUCACUCCUGGGGAACAGGUGGUCCCUCAUUGCAGGCAGGUUGCCAGGUCGAACGGACAAUGAGAUCAAGAACUACUGGAACACUCAUCUCCUCAAGAAGCUCAAGAGCGCCGGGAUCGAACCCAAGCCCCGCCACUCCAAAGACUCCAAGAAAAAGCCGGCGAAACCCCGCCCAAAUCCCCAGAAACUCACCGCCAAUACUAAAAAGAAGCACAAGAAGGCUAGAAACGACGAACAAUCUCCCCGGCAAGACUCCGAUCAGACGGCGACGGCGCCGGAGAAGAGGACAAAAGUUUACGCUCCGAAGCCCAUCAGGCUCUCGCCGUCGCCGGCGUUCUCGAGGAACCACAGCCUCGAAGACGUCGCCGGGAGCGUCUCCUCCAGCUCCGGCGAGGUUGACAACAAAGCAGUAGUACUACAGGGUACUACAGCGGAGCCGCCGCCGCCGCCGUUCAUCCCGUGGCACUUGUAUGAGCUAGGAGGAGACGUGGACUUCUGUGAUCAAAUUCUGGACGGCUGUGAUCUCUCCUCCCCCAAGUGCUCGGGCCCCACCAGUGAUGGCUUGCUGGAAAAAGUGUACGAUGAGUAUCUUCACCUUCUUUCCGAGAAUUGCUUUGAACCUUUGACCGAUGAUUGUUUGUGCGAUUAUCCUUUUGUGGAUUAUAAUGUAGCCCCGACAUCGAGCAAUAAUUCGAGUCUAAAUUAAAUUAAUUAAAAUUACGUGAGUAAUAAUGGAGUGGUUAAUGAGUAAUUUUACUGCGGACUAUCUAGCUUAGUCUAGUCAGUAAAUGUAAAGUUGUGUUGUGUAAUUGUAGCUGUAACAAAAAGUCAGUGAAGUAAUUUUGUUGAGUU